GCAAUAUGACUCAUUCGUCGCGACGACGCCGUGUGACGUUGGCGCUGCUGUUGGUCGUGCGCGAAACCGCGAACAGCUGUCGUCCGUGUGGGCUGUGUCAAAUCUUGGCAGGGGGUUAGUCGAGUGUGUUGGAUCUGCUCCGGAUUACGGUGUAUUGGCGUGUUGUCUUCAUCUAGCAAAGAUUCUUCCUCGCGUCAGAGACGAUUUGCGCGUGAUUCAAGGAAGCAACGACACGACAGCACCAUGGCGUUCGCCGGGCUCAAAAAGCAGAUCAACAAAGCGAAUCAGUAUAUGACGGAGAAGAUGGGCGGAGCAGAGGGAACAAAGCUUGACGUUGAUUUUGUGGAUAUGGAGAGGAAAACAGACGUCACGUACGAGCUCGUGGACGAGCUGCAGAUGAAAACGAAGGAGUUCCUCCAGCCGAAUCCGACGGCGAGGGCGAAGAUGGCAGCGGUCAAGGGCAUCAGCAAGCUCAGCGGUCAGGCGAAGGCCUCCACCUAUCCUCAACCGGAAGGUGUACUCGGCGAUUGCAUGCUAAUGUAUGGCAAGAAAUUGGGCGAGGACAGCAUUUUCGCCCAGGCUCUCAUUGAAAUGGGCGAGGCUAUGAAACAGAUGGCAGACGUGAAAUAUUCGUUGGACGACAACAUCAAGCAGAACUUCCUCGAGCCAUUGCACCAUCUGCAGACCAAGGAUCUCAAAGAAGUGAUGCACCACCGAAAGAAACUGCAAGGCCGUAGGUUGGACUUCGAUUGCAAGCGAAGACGUCAAGCGAAAGGUUCUCACGUUUCAGACGAAGAGAUUCGUCAGGCUGAGGAGAAGUUCGCGGAAAGUCUUCAUCUGGCGCAGAUGGGCAUGUUCAAUUUGCUGGAGAACGACAUCGAACAAGUCGCUCAACUGGCAUCCUUUAGCGAGGCUCUUCUCGAGUACCAUCAACAGUGUACUGAGAUACUUAAAGGCUUGACGGAGACGCUUUUUGAAAAGAAAGAAGAGGCAAUGAGCCGACCAAAGCUGGAAUUCGUGCCGAAGACAUUGGCGGAUUUGCACGUGGACAGUGGAUUAUCGGACCACAUGAACGGGUCAAGCCGAGCCGGCUCUCCGACUCAUGCGGACGGGAAACGCUCGCAGCUCGAGCUAUUUCCGGCCGGAAACCCGCCACAAUCUGCCAAUGCUUCACCCUUGCCCUCACCGAGCAAAUCGCCAGCGAGGACACCGAUAACACAGCCGAGAACGCCGUGCUGCACAGCCCUAUACGACUUCGAACCCGAAAAUCCCGGUGAACUUGGAUUCAAGGAAAACGACACGAUCACCUUGAUUCAGAAAAUCGACGAAAAUUGGUACGAGGGCAGCCUGGACGGUCGCACGGGUUACUUCCCCGUGACUUACGUGCAGGUCGUAGUGCCAUUACCCUAAGAGGACGCCGCGCAUCUCGAAACCAAAGACCCUGCACAUUCGUUCACUAGCGUCUACCACACUACAGGUUUACUCUGCUCUCCAGCUAGCCUAAAACCUAGACAACCCCUCGACAAAAAAUUAUCUAUUAUAUCUAUCUCGAUCUUGUCUAACUUAUGUUGCGGUUUCAAACUUGUGUCCAAGACGCGAUACACGAGUUUCUCUAGCUCUUUUUUCCUCACGCGCCCUAUAUAAAGAGACCCCUUUCCGAAGAUCCCGAGAAUAGCUCCUCUAUUACGCAUGUUAAUGUACAUAUAUAAUGUUAUAGUGUAUUUUAUCGACGUAAGGACCUUCGCGCGUGCAGACACACAUAUACACAUAAAUAUGAAUGCGUAAUCAGGAAAUAUGUGCAUAGAUACAUUACAGACGUAUUAUACCUAUAUAUAGAUUACACAACACACACAGGCAGAUAAUCUAUAUUAAAAUACGUACAUACAUACACACACAUAUACACAUAUAUAGGUAUAAACACUUAAUAGACACACAAAACAUUUACAAUAGCAGUUCACUGUCAAGGGCGACUCUCUUCUCAUCUUUUUUUCUACAUUAUCUAUCUUCCGCCUCGUUAAUAUGCUUUUGGAAUAUUUUCACCACAGUUCGAGUGCACAAAAGAAAAAGAUCGAGCAUAGCUGAAUCGAUUAUGGCGGGGCGCAAUUUUUCCCGAUAAUUUCUUUUGGGAUUUAAUUAAUUUCAUCCCAAAAGCUUUCUAUCGUCCCAAUAAUAAGCUCAGACUCGGCAUACGUUUCUAUUGCAAAUUUACUUUAUCUGGACAUUAUAUAUGAACUUUGGAUGAGGUGAGAUUACUCCAAUGAAUUGAAUUUUCUACUAAGACGGAUAAAGAUUUCAAGCAUUACUCCAUUGAUAUUAAUUCUAAAAUUUUUCUUCUCUAUUUAUGUCAUAAAUAGAAUUCGAAAGAAAAUACUAAUCAGAGUUAGAAAAUUUAAACAACAUUGAUUUACUCUAAAAAGAUGGUUAUGCUUUUCAUGUAAACAUGAAAACAUCUUUGGACUAUUCAAAAUCUUCGUGAUUUUUCUUUAACUGUUGCAUUUUUAAUUAUUACAUUUCUAAUCAUUAUAUAAUCAAACGACUGGAGUAAUCUUAUUUCGUUCCACUUAUUUGCUUUUCUUUCACGUAACACAAAGUAUCCUAAAAUAUAUUAAAAUCGCGUAAAUUUCUUCAUAAUUCUUAUUUAUCGUACAAUCAAAUGCACGACAUUCCUCUCACAAAAAUUCGAUUAUUCAAUCGCGGCACAUAUUUUGCGUUUGGUCCGCGCGGCGCAGCAAACUCGUUACUCAUAUAAUGUAUUCGUAUAAUGAUAAUAUUAUUGCGAUUCGUUUUCAUUCCUUCAGUCGACCCCAUCGUUUCUUCGACUGUUCACCGUUCCUUCUUUGUCUUCUCUUGUCUCCAUUUUCUUUCGUUCUUUUUUAAUUGCUAGACGAUAUACUAGCUAGAAGUUAGGAUUUACUUUAAGCGAACCUCGAAAUGGCGGCGAAUCUCUUCCACGAAGUCAUUAUCGAUUUACCUGUGAUUAUAGAUAAUUUCUGGCAUUGUGUGCGUGAUUGUUUUCGACAACGUUUCUAAUGAUUUAUUUAUAGUCGGGAAACUUUCGGAUCGAUGCUGAUGAUGAUAAAGCAAAACUUAAUGGAAAAAUCUAUUUAUUGGAAACACUGUCAAAAGUCAAUUAUCCUUCAUUACACACGCGAUUAUAUUACUGAAUUUUUUACUUGCUACACAUUAUUGCAAAAUAAUUGCAGAAAAAAUAUUGGUGAAUGAAAUAUUUAAUUAUAUUUGUUUAAUAAAUAAUUAUUUCCAGCGCUAUAACAAAAACAUCAAUAUAAUUUUGGAACUAUGCAAAAUUAUAAGUUCUUCUUCAUGGGAAACAGGUAAUAUAAUUUUUAAUUAAAAUUUAUAAUUCUAGAAUCUUUUUUUCUGAAUUUUAGUACAUCCGAAGCUUUUCCGACAUUCUUAUCAUAUCUUUUGCGACGUCAAGUUUUGUUUGCUAGCGUGAUACUUAUUUUAAAGGAAUUUUCAAUUUCUUUUUUAGAAUGUAAAUGUAAUAUUAUUUGUAAUUUUUCAUUUUUUAUUUUACGCUUGAAAAUUAGUGGAUAUAAUAAUUACAAUUAAUAUUAUUAUUCUCUGAUAUAUAAUAGUUCAAGAGAAAUUUGAGAAUGAGAUACAAUAGACUUCGCGUUUCAGAAUGAGUUUUUAUACUUAGUUAAGUAUACUUUAUACGUGUGCUCGACAUAAUUAUUCGCAGCAUCCUGAUAUCAGUUAUCUCCUUCCCGCUUUUUUGACUUUGUAUGAGAGUUCAACCGCCAGAAUAAUGAAAGUAAUUAAGGAACUUGGUUAUUUGUUGCCACGUGGAUUUUAGGUAAAAUCUUCGAGCGAUAUCUGCUAAGCAUAAUGUAUAAUGACACUAGAAUAUAUUACACAUAUGCAUACUGUCGAUAAGAGAGGGCGACGGCGAAUACGACGACGUUAUCGUUUUAUUAUCGUGUAGUAUCUCAUUGAUCGCGUACCUUAUUCCCAUUAUUAUCGAUUGUAAUCGUCGCAAAUUUGCGCGCAAAAUGUUUUCGAUUAUAUACAUUAAAUUCAGAGAAUGAAGUUAUAAAAUCGCAGGAGAUUCCCGAAGAGUGACCUUGUGUCAUUCUCCGAAUUGAGUUUCAUUUAAUAGGAAUCAUAUAUACAUGUUAAUAAGAUAAAUAUACAGAGAAUAUAUAGGAUAGGAUCCGAUUUUCAGUAAAAUUUUUAGCUUAAUCGGAUAAUUUUUGCUAUUCGUUAAAUUAUUUUCAAAGCGACAAUAUAUAAAGAUUAUCUAAAUAGAUCGUAGAGUUAAACAGUUCUUAAACAAAUUGUAGAGAAAUUUCAAGCGUAAAGUGUGUAUGCGAUAUAAGGGAAGACGGAUGGCUUGAAGUAACGAUAAUCUCUAAAUUACAUUCCGUUGGAAUUACAAAAUAUUUACGAGAGAACAUUACAAGAGUAUUUAUAUAAAUGGCGUAUUAGAUAUACUAGAAAUGCACUCAAAUCGGAGAAUGUUCUUUGUCCAAGCGCGACACGCCGUAAUGGAGGCACGUUCGUUUAUAUAUAAAUCGUUUACGAUUACUAUAUCGAUUAAUAUACCACCGAUGUUAUCAUCACUCGCUACUAUCACCGUCGCCAGUUAAGUCUUUACUGAAAGAGACGGGUAAAAACAAGCCGUGUAGAAGAUGGAGAAAAAAGCCCCGUACGCGAAUCUCACUUACACUAUAAUCUCGCUGUGAGAUCAAACGAAACUCCUUUCGGAAUUCGAGGUGUUAUCGAUGUUGUGCAAUAUUAAGAGUUUAACAUCACGGUGUUUAGCCGGAGGGGGUGGGGGAGGGGGGGGAGGCAUCGCUGGAUCAGUGUUUCUCAAAACAUCGUAAAGCUGAAAUGGGAACGGAGGGGCCAAAGCGGAACGAAAGUGAGCGGGCGACAUUAUAUGUCGAAUAUAGGUCUAAUAAUUAUUUCCGUUGAUUAACGCGCAUGAAGUAGAACGUAACAGAGAUUUAUAUUAAUCUUCGCUUUAUACAAGGCGACGCAGGUUAAAGUCUCCUUUGUCACUUUCGUUCCAGCGAUUUCGUUUGCGCGAAGCAAAAUACUUGCAUUCAACGGAGCGGGAUUGAUGAUUUUUAUUCUCGGUUACUCGCACAAUACGCAAUAGUUUAUAAGAAUUGUUUUAAUGUUUUUUUUUUCCCAUACAAAUGAAUAUGUAUGAAUUGAUACAAUUGAAUUAUUAAGAUAAGCUCUUAUUAAUAUCGUAAUAACAAGCGUAGAUAAUGAUUGUUGAAAUUAACUUUAGUUAAGCUUGUAAGCUUGUAAUCCGAAAGUUAAUUUUUAAUAGAUUUUAUAUCGAUAAAAAAAUCAAUUUGAAUUGUUUAAAUAUAGAUACUUGAUAUAAAAAAUUAAAAAAAAAAACUGCGACACAAAAAUACUCAUUAAAAAUUCCCAGUGCGAGUAGUUGAGAAUGAAAAUCGACUUCUUACAACUCGAUAGUGGGAUCAUGUUUUCUGUCUAUAUAGCGAAUGACCGGCGAAGUUUUGUCAAUUAGAAUGAUAGCAAUAAAAUGCUAAUUAUCCUGCGUCGAGAGCAGGGGCGGGUAAUGACUUUUUGGAGUUCUUCGAAGAUGCUAAUUUUCAGGACCCCGAUAAGUGACCAUCGAGGAGGUGUUGAAGAGAAAAAUAGACGAACCUCCUAUUCUCUGCACAAUCUACAGGAUGUCCCAAAACUACUGCCACCAUAAAAAAAUUUAGAUAUUAAAAGUAGAAUAUUAAUAAUGUCUGCGAGAGAGACAGAGAGAGAGAGAGAGAGAGAGUGUGUAGCAAUUUUCACAUACAUAUAAAUUAAUAUUUAAUAUAAUUUUAAUAAAUAUAUAGAAAGGCAAAUAAUUUUAAUAAAAUAAUUAAGGAUAGCAAAACCGUAUAUAUUUCGCUCAGUAUGAAGUAGAUCUUUUUAAACAGGACUUUAAUUGGUAUGGACUAGCCUAUAUAUAUAUUUCAAGUAGAUUGUUGAGAGUGGCGGUACCUCUGCGACACCUUGUACGGUUUCAAAAAUUCGACCAAUAUCUUCGAAUGUAAUUACUUUUGAGGAUCGCUUAGUACCUACGAGGAGUCUGAGCUUUAAGUAUUCUCGGUGUCCAUACAAAUCCGCCCCUGAUCGAGAGUUCUCAUCGAUCGGCAUAGUGAGAAAAUAAAAUUUGAGAAACACUGCGCUGGGAAAAGAGAAAAUAUAUAAAGACGGCGAGAUUGGCGCGAUCGUGAGAGAGAAAGAGAGAGAGAGAAUGAAUUUAAUGAUUAAUAUUAAAUCGGUAUCUUAUUCUAUAAAUGUUGGCUAUUGUUAAAUGUUGAAUAUUGUUCGGUGAUAAGCUCACGCGUUUUUGCCCGAGAGAGACGCGUGUUUAUCAUUACAUUUUUAAUUUAAGAUAAUUACAAAGUUAAUUUUCAUCUUUUAAAAUUUUUAAUUGUUUAGCAAUUUUAUAGAUAGGCACUUUAUUGAACGAUAUAGAAAAAGAGUUGCAAAAAAGCUACAUUUGUAACACAAUAUAUUUUGUAAUAAUUGAUUUAAUAAUUUAAAGUUUAAAUAUCAGUAAAUUCAUUCCCGAAAUAAUAAGCGAAUAAUAAUAAUAUUUUACUUAACUGGACAAUUUUUAAUAUGAAACUACGUGUUUCUCGGGCGAGCACGACGAGUUCUCCGCGUUCUAAUUGUAAUCUAACUAUUUGGGGAUCGAACGGACGUAUGCCGGAUUUAUCGAUCCCCGUAAUGGAAAAAACAAAUCACUGAGCAUCCUUGGUCACAGAGGAAAUAGCUUUCUCUCUUCCCUCACUUUUCCUCUUAGAAUCCUUCCUCGCAUUUUCUCUCUCCUUCCUUUCUUCCUUCUUCCUCUCGUUUCUCCUCUGAACACGUCUCUAUUUCUCUAUGUAUAUGCGUGGAUUGUCGCGACGAAUCUCGUGAAUCCUCGAGAUGUGCCGGGCCCACUUAUAUUUUGUAAGCGCCAGAAAAUCCGGGAUCCGCGGGAGACACGAGAUUGUCCCGAUCGAGCCGGUUAAAAUUAAUUAAUAUCCUCUUGACAACCUGUAUCCUGCUCUUCCCCUUCGAUGCACCUCUCCCCCCCCCUCCCUUGCCCACCCGCCUCAAGUCGAUUCCGUUAAUCUCCGUUUUGACGGAGUGCAAAGAGGGCGACCAGUGGAUGCAACGCAGUGAUACUUUCAGACAAUACAUUACGAUUAAUUAAACUUGUAUUGGUAAUGAAUUAAUCUACUACGAUUAUAUUAUACUCGAUUAAAGAGAAAUAUAUAUGAUAUAUAUAUAUAUACAAA
Molecule: messenger RNA, 7280 nt
Organism: Cataglyphis hispanica
Lineage: Eukaryota; Metazoa; Arthropoda; Insecta; Hymenoptera; Formicidae
Gene: EndoA
Product: endophilin-A
Exons: 12
Coding region: 244-1410 (388 amino acids)
Biological process (GO): synaptic vesicle uncoating
Cellular component (GO): cytoplasm; presynapse; glutamatergic synapse
Molecular function (GO): protein binding
Source: RefSeq, a predicted model, not a curated record